Messenger RNA from Calliphora vicina (urban bluebottle blowfly), 5360 nucleotides. RefSeq names its product macoilin. The record is from RefSeq and is a predicted model, not a curated record. Gene Ontology annotation, biological process: neuronal signal transduction; chemotaxis. Gene Ontology annotation, cellular component: nuclear membrane; rough endoplasmic reticulum membrane. NCBI's taxonomy places the organism in Eukaryota, Metazoa, Arthropoda, Insecta, Diptera, Calliphoridae. The transcript has 11 exons. Gene Ontology annotation, molecular function: microtubule binding. The coding region runs from base 1547 to 4888 and encodes 1113 amino acids.
GAACCAGUGGUGAAAAGAAAAUCUACAAGAAGAAGCAAGAAAUUUUCUGCUGUUUUGUAUUAAAAGAAGGAGAAAAAUUGCAAAAAUAUAUAAAACUAAUAAUAAAAAACACAGUGUUUAUGAAAUAUAACAUAUAAUAUAUACAAAAAAUACAAUGAAUAUUUAAAAUAAAUUAAAAAGAAUAUAUAAAAACGUUAAAUUAUACAUACAAAAAUUGGAAGAAAAAAAAAACGUAGGCCACGAAAUAAAAAAAGUGCACAAAACGAUACAAGAAAAAAAUAGCAGCAGUGUAAAAAAAGGCUUUUUUUAAGCAAAUAUUACAACAAAAAUCUUAUAGAACAACAACAACCAUAACAACAAGAAAUAUAUACAGUUUGCAAAAAAUAAACAACAAUUGAGAAGAAGAAAAAAAAAGCAAACAUAAACAAACAGCAAAUAAAAACAACCUUAAAAAAAGAGGGCAACAACAAGAAGAAAUAAAAAAACAACAAAAUUAUAAGGAGGAGGAAAACAAAAAAGAGUAUUAUAGUAGUGUAAACAUUAAAUAAACAAAAAAAGCUCUUAAAUAUACUUACAAAACGACAUACCAAACUAUAGAACUAUAGAACAUUUAGUUUUGUUUUUGUUUGGAUUUGAAACGUGAAAAAAGGCAAAUAUCUUUCAGCAACAAUAAUAAAAACGUAAAGAACAUCUAGCAACGGCCACUACUGCUGAUACAAUUCAGUAAAAAAAACUUGUAUUAGAAAAGAUAUAGCAACAACAACAAGACAAAAAAUCAUACUAAAUAUGUAUUAAAAACGAAAAGUAUGUAUUUAACAAAAACCUGUCAACGUAAUACCAGCAAACGUAACAUCAUCAUCAUCAGCAGCAACAAACAGAGAAUCACUAAAGAAAAGUAUUCCUUUGAUAGUCGACGUAAAUCUACGUAAAACAUCAAAAACAAAAUACAAAAACAACUACAUUAGGUCUUUAUAUAAAAAUAGCCCAAGUCUAUAAACAGCACGAUAAAACACAGACCAUAAUAUACAAAUUUUUUGAAAUUGAAAACUACACCAACAGCAACAAGAAAAUUAACAAGUAUCAGAAAGAAGGUGUUGUUGGAAGAAUUUCAUUUUCGCGUGCUCUCAUUAGUGCAUCAUCUAAUUUGAUUGUUAAAUAAUUAUUACCCCCUACACGUCGUUUUGUCUUGUAGUGCUCUCGACGUCGUCUUCGUCGUCGUCGUCAUUGUCGUUAAUAAACUCUGCUGCUACAACUUAUUAUUCUUCUUACACAGCAGAAAAUUAAAUAUCCAAAACAUACGCUAAAAGAAUUAUAUUAACUACAUACAACAAAACUAUAUUUGAAAAAUAAACACUAACUAAUACACUCUAUUAUAGAAAAUUAGAGAAUAUAUUGGAAAAUAGAGAAUACGAUUUUUUUUUGGAAAGUUUGCUGCACAAGCAAACAAACCAACAUACUCUUUUACGACAAGUGAAUUCAAAGAAAGUAACAAAAUAUUUUCUUAAAACGGUUAUUUUUAUAAAUUGAAAAAAUUACAAAUUUCAAAAUGAAGCGUCGUAAUGCCGAUUGCGGCAAACUACGGAGACCUAUAAAGCGUAACAAAAUAACGGAAAGCAUGUAUGGCAGCACAACCGUAUUGUAUAUGAAAUUUUUGGUACUAUGGGCAAUUGUGAUAACUGCAGAUUUUAUGUUUAUGUUCCGUUUUGAAUUUUUAUGGCCCUUCUGGUUACUACUGCGCUCCGUACAUGAUUCAUUUAAAUACAAAGGAUUGGCAUUUUCGGUAUUGUUUGUUUGUAUUGCUAUAACAUCCGAUUUGGUUUGUUUAUUCUUUAUACCAGUUAAUUGGUUAUUAUUUGCCGCCAGUACAUAUGUUUGGGUACAAUAUGUCUGGCAUACAGAUAAAGGCAUUUGCUUGCCCACCAUUAUAUUGUGGAUGUUAUUUGUAUAUUUAGAGGCUGGUAUAAGAUGGAAGGAUAGCAGACAUAUGCCACAUUUAGAUUUAUGUAGACCAUUUGCAGCACACUGCAUUGGCUAUCCAGUGGUUACAUUAGGUUUUGGCUUCAAAAGCUAUGUAGGCUAUCGUAUGCGGCAACGUAAACAACGGGAGGUCUCAAAAGAAAAUGAAUUUUAUAUGCAACUAUUGCAACAAGCACUGCCACAAGAGGAACCCGCACCGUCUGAAGACACACAAACUUUGGUGGCCACAAAUACUUCCAAUACGAAUGCCGUUGCUGCUGUAGUUGCAGCAGUUCAUGGUAGUGGUGGUGGUGGCAGUGGCGGUAAUGGUGCACAAAAUCAACAUAUACAUAAUGGUAAUACGACGUUAGCAACAGGAGCUUCUUUAACCGCCGCACAUACACAAAUAUCAAAUUCUAUAGCUACAGCAAAUGGUUCUGCUGUGGCCUUAGCACAAAAUCAACAGCAGCUGCAACAUCAUCAUCAGCAUAAUCAUCAUCAACAGCAGGAGCAUCAUCAGCAGCAGCAACAUCACCAGCAUCAUACUAAUAAUCACAAUGGUAACAGUUUUACAACAAAUGGUACCGCUUCAAUGGCUUCAUCUGCUAAUCUAACGGGUGUUGCCAACUCAAACUCCUCCUCCUCCUCUACUACUACUUCCUCCUCUACUUCUAAUAAUAACAAUAAUAAUAAUGCAACAUCUUCUACGUCAGCCUCAUAUUUAUCUACUACGCUAACAACAGCAUCAACAUCAUCAUCGUCUAAUGAUGAUAAAAGCUAUGUACAAAUUGGUGGCGGUAGUGGUGUAUCAUCGAAUGGUCAUAUAGGAGCAGCAGGCAGCGGAGGUGGCGGUAAAAACCAUCGACGUAGUAUGGAUAAAGAAAAUAAACACAAAGGUAGUUCAUCGUCUAAUCAUAAUAAUCUAGCUGCUAGUGGUGGUGGUGGUGAUAAUGAAAGCCAUACAAAAACCAACAACAAAAACAACAACUAUCAUCAAUUGAAUCAGGGCAAUGAAAGCAAUACACAUCAUCAUCAGCAGCAGCAGCAACAACAAAAUCAUAACAACAAUAAUAAGGAAAAAUCAUCAGAAUGGGAUAAUAAUAGUUAUCAUCAACAGCCGCAGCAGCAGCAAAAAGAUAAAGAUAAACAUGAAUCCCAAUCAAAAUCGAAUAAAAAGUCGAAUACUUCCACUGCGUCAACAACAUAUAAUGUUAAUGGCAAUGUUAAUUCGCAUUUGGAUACGGAAGAUGUUGUAACCGUGGAACCGGUGGAGAAAACUAAAGGACGCCGUAAUCGUUCUAAGAAGGAUAAUGCUUCCAAAGACAAUCACCAUCAUAACCACAAUAAUAAUAAUAACAACAACAACAACAACAGCAGUAGUAGCAACAAUAACAACAAUAAUAAUAAUCAUUCUCAUACAAAAGACUCUUCUAACAAAGAGAAUCAUAAUACAACUAAGGAUACUCAUCAUAAUCAUCAUCACAAUUCCGAUGCCUCAUCGGUGUCCUCUUCCUCAUCCAGCACAUCGUCUUCUUCGUCGUCGGGUGUGUCCGGUAAUUCGGCCACCUCAACCAUAUCUCAUUUAGCUUCUAAGGUUGUCUCAAAGAUCUGUGAAACGUGUCUUAAACUGGAGGCCGAUGUGAAAAAAUAUCGCUCGGAAAUCAGUCACAUGAAACAGAUCGAAAACGAGUUGAGACAAAAACUGGACACGAAUAUGACAACAAAAUCCUGUUUGCAGGCCAAACAGAAAGAAUGUGAUGAAUUGGAGAAACGUUUGCACGAAUUGACCAACGCCCGACACAAUGACAUGAUGCAAUUACAGACCGUCGAACGACGCUUGGCCGAGGAGAGGCGGCAAAAACAAUCGUUAGAUGCUCAACUCAAUAACGAGAAGAAGGCCCGUAAAUUGGCCGAGGAGAAAGCAUCACGCCCGGAGUGCAGCUCACAAUGUAAACAGAGGAAACAACAGAUGGAGGAGGAGAUUAAACAGCUAAGACGUGAUUUGAAAAUGGCCGAAGAUGCUAAACAAAUGGCAGAGCAACAUGGUCGUAAAUGGGAACAAGAACUUCGUAUGUUUGAGCAAGAAAUACGUAAUCGUGAUUCCAUACAGCCCGGUACUGAUGUAUUAAUGAACGCAUUGGCCGCUAUGCAAGAUAAGAAUUGCACAUUGGAGAAAAAUCUCUCGGCAGAGACGAGAGUUAAGCUGGACUUAUUCUCAGCUCUGGGGGAUGCCAAACGACAAUUGGAAAUAUCAGAAAGCCUACGUCGCUCCAAGGAAGAUGAGGUUCAUGAUCUUAAGGCAAAAAUUGCACAACUAUUAGCGGUCAUGCCCACUGAUACAUUAUGUUUGCCAGCCUGUAGCUCAACUGGUGCCAGUUCAAUGCUACGCAUGAAUGAUACUCCACCGCUACAGACUGGCCCAGGCCCAGCUUCCCCUAUGCUAACCAGCCUUAGUGCAGCUCAAGCCCAACAACAAUUAACAGGACGUGUUAUUGUAUCUGCUUCGGCAUCCGAUUAUGUGCAACAAACUAUGUCCGGAGAAUAUGUUGUUACCACACAUGCACAACAGCAGCAGCAGCAGCAGCAACAACAGCAGCAGCAGCAACAACAACAGCAUCAACAACAGCAGCAUCAGCAACAACAGCAUCAGCAACAGCAGCAGCAUCAUCAACAACAGCAGCAUCAGCAACAUCAACAACAGCAGCAACAGCAACAUCAACAACAGCAGCAACAACAACAGCAGCAAUGUGCCGGUGUUGUACCCGUUUCUGUGGCCACUUCGGUUUUAGUAACAUGUCCUCAAGUUUCUAAUGGCGUUGGCAAUGCUAAUGGUUCAAAUUUAGAUCCCAAUGCUACAGUUUACACACCCAAAGCUGGUCCCAAUAAUAAUGGGGGAAAUGUUGUCGUUGUUGGUGGCUCCGGAGAUGCCUGAUGUAUGUUUAAUAAAAAUGUCCAUCAACAUUUACAAAACAGUAGUAGACGUCAUGUUUGAGAUUAUUUUAAUUAAACGAAAAGAAAAUGCAAACUAAACUACACAUGAGUUAAAGUGUUUAAAAAAAAACAAAACAAAUAAAUGAUUUGUAAUUUUCAAUAUGAAAUACUCUAUUCCAAAGUCGUAUACAGUUAAUUUUUUUUUUCAAAAAAUACUGUAACGGACACUGAGAAUAAGAUUUUGUUUUUCUUAGGGAAAAGAGUAUAUCAAUAUUGAAUUAAUAGCAAAAUAAACAAAAUACAAUUAUAAAACAAACUUAAAAGCAAAAAAACCAACAUGAUUACAACAUGAUGAAUAACAAACAAAAUAUCUUAUUGAAAAAUAAAUCACACACACACAAAAAAAAGAAAAUAAAACAAAAAACACAAAUUUGAAAAGAAAUGAAAUAAAAACUGCAUUAAAAAAAACUAAA